AUGGGAAGGGGAAGGGUUCAGCUAAGGCGGAUCGAGAACAAGAUAAGGAGGCAAGUGACAUUUUCAAAGAGAAGAACGGGUUUGGUGAAGAAAGCUCAAGAGAUCUCUGUAUUAUGUGAUGCUGAUGUUGCUUUGCUUGUCUUCUCUCCAAAAGGCAAGCUCUUUGAGUACUCUGCUGGUUCCAGCAUGGAGAGAAUUCUUGAACGAUAUGAGAGAUGUUCAUACGCCGGACAAGAUGUUACUACACCCAGUUUGAAUUCACAGGGUGAGUGUUCAACAGAAUGUUCGAAGCUCUUGAGGAUGGUUGAUGUUAUGCAAAGAAGCUUAAGGCACUUAAAUGGAGAAGAGGUGGAUGCUCUAAGUAUCAGAGAGCUUCAAGAUCUGGAGAUGCAACUUGAUACUUCUCUCAAGAAGACUCGCUCUAGAAAGAAUCAGCUCAUGGUAGAGUCCAUAGCACAGCUCAAGAAAAAGGAGAAGGAACUCAAAGAACUGAAGAAACAACUAACAAAGAAGGCUGAUCAAACAGAAGACUUUGAGUCACAAAAUCCUAUCCAAGAAUUAGCCUCACUGGCAACACCACCAUGUGAGCCACCACAGCCGUUGCCCGGGCCUCUAGCUCCCAAUCCUCUUCUAUCUCUUGGGGACACAUCGGAAAGGAAUGAAGAUGGAGAAGUAGAUGCCGGAACCCUAAUUCGGUUGACAAAUACAACGUUGCCGCACUGGAUGCCCCGGCUCGCUGGAGGAGAAUAGAGGUCCCAAAACCAUCAUGGUUUGUUAAUUUUUCAGUACUUAAUAAGUGGAACCAAGUUAAAUAUCAGGAUACAUUUUAUGUUUUGGCAUUCUUAUAACCUGCAGAAGAUGUCCCCAAGUUUUCAAAAUUCAUUUCAUUCGAAACGAAUUUUAGAAACAAUGUAUCUCGAACUUGAUUCUGUAUAUUUUAUUAAAGAUUGUACCUUACAUUUUGUGGAUUUAUUUUCUCC
This is a messenger RNA of Eruca vesicaria subsp. sativa (arugula), 980 nucleotides long. The record is from the annotation of a GenBank genome assembly. Lineage: Eukaryota; Viridiplantae; Streptophyta; Magnoliopsida; Brassicales; Brassicaceae.